AUGCACAACAAAGGAACAUCUGGAAGAGACAGUUCUGACGUUUACGAUGACGACUUGCAAUCAUUUUUUGAUUUUUCAUUCAAAGAUCCUUUUGAUGUUUUUAAGGAAUUUUUUGGAGGCAGAGAUCCAUUUUCUGAUGCAGGUUGGAGUUUGUUGAUUGUGGAACGAUAUUUGUAUCGUUGUGGUACCGUCACCUGCUGUGGAUCGUUUCUGACGGGGACCGUCGGCGUCGAAUCACUAUAUUGGGAGAAUAGCUGGAGAGUGUGGUCGAAUCUAUUGGACAGUUCAUGGCCUGAGAAUGUUAAAAUCCGGGAUUGGACAUUUGAUGAAACACGUUACAUCAAGAUCAUGACAAAGACUAGACAAGAACUUGUUCGAUGA
Messenger RNA from Helobdella robusta, 381 nucleotides. RefSeq lists its product as hypothetical. The transcript has 3 exons. Bases 1 to 381 code for a protein of 126 amino acids. Lineage: Eukaryota; Metazoa; Annelida; Clitellata; Rhynchobdellida; Glossiphoniidae. The record is from RefSeq and is a predicted model, not a curated record.